This is a messenger RNA of Chara braunii, 4253 nucleotides long. NCBI's taxonomy places the organism in Eukaryota, Viridiplantae, Streptophyta, Charophyceae, Charales, Characeae. The record is from the annotation of a GenBank genome assembly.
GUGUUGGGCUGCAGCGGUGUGGUCGGGGGGAGUGAGCGAGGGUUGUUUUGCCAGGGUGACCGACAUGGGGAGGGCACAGCGCCGUCAGCAUGAGGCUGCCACGGACCAUGUGCAGGAAAAAUUCAGGGCCCCUUCCCCUCUCUAUCGGUACCUGGUUGUCGGCCAGAAGGUCAACAACAAGGGGGUCAUGAUGCUCCGUUGCACGUUUUGCAACAACGUUUUCCAAGGGACCCAGUUUCAGGCCACGAGGCACUUCUUGCAGACAAACUACUGCAAGGACGUCAGCGGCGAGGCGUUGUACGAGAUUGCUCGACGGACUCAACUGAAGUUCGAGGCCGAUCAGAUGGAGAGGGUUGCGAGGUAUGCAGCGGAGCGCGGGCUCGAUGUGCCCGGCACGGGUGGUGCAAGGGGAGGAGAGGCGGGGCGGCGUCCGGCGGAGGGAGGGGUCGGGGGAGAUGGUGGGCAUGGUGCGGCAGACCUCACUUUGGGUGGUGGAGGCGGUGACACGGAGGAGGGCGUGAUCCACGUGGAUCGCGAGGCGCCUGGCCCGGGUGAGGAGGGAGUCCCGGAACGGGAGGACGUGCCUGAGUUUUAUCCAGGCACCGGCGAGAGGUUGGAGGACUGGCGGAGGCGAGCAGGCAAGGGAGUUGGAACGGAGGGGUCUUCCAAGAGGAAGGAAGGAGGGAGUGAUCCGGCUGCCACCCCAGCAGGGAAGAGGCUUCGCCAGCAGAAGGUGACUGAUGUCUACGGUGGUGAGUGGGUUGCUCGCCACAAGAAGGCAUUCCUUCGCUGGUUGUAUUCCAGUGGGGUCUCCUUCAAUGCCUUCCGCAACCAGGCGUGGAAGGCAUAUCAGCAGGUGUUUCUUGAGCAGCCUGGCAGUUCCCCGCGCGCAGUGCUCCCCAACCACUGCGAGAUUGCGAGUAUGUGGGCGGUGGAGACCCACCGUGCGGAGUUGGCGGAGGAGUUGGAGGAGAUGGAUCGUGGAGGACAGUACAUGUCCCUCAUGAUCGAGUGGACGCAGGAUCUUGUCCGCCAUGUCACGGUCGCAUGCGCCCCUUUGGGGAAGUCGUUCGCCGACCGGAUCAUCAAGCGUGUGCAGGCUCGCAUACAACACAUGCUUGAGCCGGCUCACUACGCAGGGUUCUUACUAAACCCCCGCAGACGACACGUUCGCUACUUUUUGGGGCAAAUAGAGCGGUACGAUGCUUGGCUUGUGGGGCAAGCCAAGAGGUACAUUUUGACGCAGACGGGAUUCGAGUUGGAGGGUGCGGACUACAUCCUUGCAUGUCGGCGGUUUGAGGACUUUCACAUUCAGCAGGGCAGGUUUGGGGAUUGGGGCGAUCCGGACGAGCGUGCUUGUGGGCGCAUGUGCAGCGGCGACAGCGAGACGAUUGAGUGCGCGUCUUGGUGGUCUCAGUACGGGUUUCGCGCGCCACAGUUGCAGCGUUGUGCUCUUCGGGUGAUGCACAUGUGGUCUUGCGCCUCUCCAGCGGAGAGGAACUGGGCAGUCCACGAGGGCAUUCACACAAAGAAGCGCAACCAGGUGGCCUUCGAGAAGGUCGUGCAACUCGUUGAGAUCACCGCAAAUGUGAGGUUGACUGAGUAUCGGCGGGCUGGAUGCGGUUAUGUGCUGCCAUGGCAGCGGGACGAGGGCAUGCUGGAUUGCCAGGCAGGACUCGAGUUGGAGCCUGUGCGCACGGGAACUCGCAGGGGGAUGAUGGACGAGGAGAUUGCCCGUCAGGUUGCACUUAUUACCCGGGAUCCCAUCGGGGCGUCCGAACCACCCUCGGCUGAUGCCGUUUUCGAUAGACGUGCUUGCAUUUUUCGUCCCUACCCCAGGGAGGACGACUCAGACGAGGAGCCGAUACCCGAGGCGGCAGAUGACCCUGCACUCUACAUUCCCCGGGAGAUCCACGAGACGCACGAGGAUCCCGACUCCGAGGAGACCAGGGCACAGACUGCACGACGGGCGGCGGACCGGGCGGACAGGGAGAUGCUGGGGGGAGACGAGGACUUUUGGGGCUCAUUCGGUGAGGUCGCUUCCACGGGCGGCCCAGAGGCACAGGCGACGACCCCCACUCCGACGAGGCGGGAUUCGUCAAUGUCGCCACCUCCUGCUCCGAGUCCUGCACCACGAUCGCUCGUCUCACCACUUCAGUUGGACAGGGAGGAGUUGGGGUCCUCUUUGCCUCAGCACGACCUUCUCCACAGAGGCGGGGCAGAGGAGAGGGCACCAACGGUUGUGCCGGACACGACGAUCGCGGCCGCGGUGGAGGAGAUAGCAGCAGCAACAACAGCAUCAGUGUUGGAGGAGAUGGCAGCAUCAGUGCUGGAGGAGGAUCCACCAGCGGCAGGAGGAGGUGCAGCAAUGGAGGGGCAGGUGGCAGCAGAAGGAGGAACAUGUGGAGAAGCAGCAGCAGUGGAGGUUGAGGUGGCAGCAGCAGUGGAGGAGGAGGAGGCACCGUCGGCAGCUGCAGUGGAGGAGGAGAUAGCCGCACAGGCUGAGAUGCAGCGUGGGGGCGAUAACGAGCGCCUCAUGCAGCAGUUCCUCACGGAGGAGCUCGAUCCGGCCAUAGCGGGUAUGACCCCGGGUGUGGAGAGGGGGUUUGGGAUUUCAGAUUCAGAGAUGGGGACCCACUUAGACUUAGAUUUGUCGGUGGGCCUUCCACCUAGUUGCGGCGGGGCAACAUCGACGGACCGGGCUCCAUUGAGGGACGAGGCGCCAGGCAGGACUUCAACGCAGACCGCGCGAGAGAGGACGACAACUAAGUCUCCAGAUGCAGCACACGACAUCAUUGAGCGAGAGAGGGCUAGACUUUUGGCAUCGACUGACCCUCGUGCUCAGGCGUUCGCACGGGCCGUAGAGAAGGCCAGGCGUCGAGAGAUAGGGGGGGAUUGUGUGCAGGGUGGGGUGGUGGAGGGGGAGGACGUUGCGGAGGGAGUGGCAGCAGAGCCGGUAGCCGAGGCUAUGCCGGUUGGAGCAGAGGCAGCGGACGUUGCUGUGGAGGGACGACCUCAGGCGGUGGAUGAGGCUGUGCAGGCAGGACAGCGACGACCGCAAGCGGUUAAGAUGGCAGUGCAUGGUGUGCCACCGCCCGUUAUCACGGAUUUGGGGUCCGAGCCGGUGGUUGUGCCCCCACGUCUUUCUAGCCACUUUUCUCCGCAGGAGGUCCAUCGUCCUUUGGAUGCAGAGGAGUUGGUGCGAGAGGUUGUGCGCGAUGUUACUCGCUUGGACCGGCGGAUCUUCGACCGGAGGCUCGAGCACCCACCAUGGCAGACGAUCCCUUCGGUUCCAUGGGGUCCUACGUCGCCCGUGUGGUCUGGCUCUACCUCCACCGGAGGACAUACCGCGGGACAUGUUCCAGGGGUUUCGGGUGGCGUGACGGAGACAGCGCCACGCACAGAAGACAUGCCACCCCCUCCUCCCAGGGCACCUGCAGGUGAUCGAUCAUCGUCGCCCACAGGCAGAGGCUCUCGAUCCCCACACACCCCUGGGAGAUCUAGGAUUCGUGACACGACAGCAGUUCAGCAGGACGUGUGUGACACGACGAUAUUCGAGAGGACAUAUAUAGAUUUGGAUCCCACCUGCCGUGUCACGGAGCACACUGCACGCCUUCAGCCGGGCUUGGGAGGAGGAGGCACUAGAACGACCGCGACGAGAGAGGUACCGGCAUCAGGUUGUGAGCCUCAGCGAGAUCGUGGCAGAGGAGUGUCAACCGAGACCUUGGAGUACACUCUGAGAGCAGCGACGCGUGCCGUGCAGGAGCAGACUCCAUGCAAGCGUGUGACCAUUGAAGAGGCUAGUGCGAGGGUUGUUGUAUUGAGGAAGGGAGGAGGCCCAGUCACCGUCGAGGAGGAUGAUCCUGAUACGGAUGCGGUUGUGCAGCCAAUGCGGGAUGCGGACGAGGACUACGAGGGCGAGGAGGGGGGAGAGGAGGAUAGCAGGAGCGGUUCCGAUGGUGACGACGACGACGACUACGAUGAGCCCCCACCUUCCCCAGGACCCCCACCGACGCGUGCAUCUAGACGCUCCGCUGCACGGACUUCUUCAUCCUCACGAGGGAGGAAGAGGUCGACAUCCGGCACUCGAGGGGGCACGAGGAGACACAGCGGGAAGGGGAAGAAGGGUCGUUGACCGAUGAGGCCAACACUCCGCUUCUCCCCUACUCGCACUGUACGCCGUCAUGUUGUGCGGUUGUAGUUUUUUUGGUAGUCUUAGUCGUCUCGUCUUGUCUCAGUAUUGUCAGACACUC